GAGUGCUUUAUGCCAGCGAUCUUCCAGGAACAGAUCGCUGGUAAUGUGACAGUAUGACAUAAAGGCUCAAUAGUCUGGCUGCUGGUUGAGCAGGACAGUAAAUUAUACAACACUGAUGACUGACAAUGAAAAAGUUUUUUUCACCUUUCUUCUCCUAUCUUUUAUCAGCAACGCGGUAAAGCAAGAUGUCUGCUGCGCGCGCUCUCCAUUUGCUGAUAUUUGGAUUUACCAUGUUGAGGUUUAUCGGCUGUUACAGUGAUGGGAGUUUAUUGACCGACCAGUGUCAAAGUAUGGCUAUAGAUCAUGGAGUUCAACCACCAGGACAGGAUUCAAUCAUUUUUAGUGUCGAUCCAGAUAACGUGAUUGUGGACAGUUCGCAAGUGGGAACUGGCAUUACAGUGACGCUCUCUUCUUCUGGUUCAUUUAUGGGCUUUAUGUUGGAGGCUCGUGAGUGUGAUGAUUGUCCACCUGCUGGUACGUUCAGUUUGCUUGACCCGGUCAACAGUCUGCUCCUAUGUGGCGACCAGGCUGUGGCUCAACCUAAUAACGACGAUAAAACUUCAGUCCUAGUGACGUGGACUCCUCAAGCCACUGGACAGUUUUACUUCAGAGCUGCAUUCGUCCAAUCUUACAAUUUCGGUUCGCCAAAAAAAGCAAUCAUACUCCCGACAACAACAACAUUGCCGCUAGUGGGAAUGACAAUGGCAACGUCACCGCCUGCAACAACACCAACAAUGACGCAGACAAUGAUGAAAACCGACUAUGCUUUUUCGUCGACAGUGACAAAGACAAUCACACAGACAACAACGACGCAGACAAUGACACAGACAACAACAUCGACAGACACCACCGCUACUGUAACAACUAGUCGUACAACAAUAGACACAUCCACUGCACCACCAACCUCUGCAGUCGGCAGUACACAAACAGGUCUAACUGUAUUCACAACACCAAACCUACAGGCUACAGUCAAUACUACACAAACAGAUCCAACUACAACAGUAAUAUCAAGUACACAAUCACAGACUACAGUCAAUACUACACAAACAGAUCCAACUACAAACACAACAGUAAUUACAACAUCAAACACGCAAUCACAGAAUGCAGUUUCUGCAGUCAAUACUACACAAACAGAUCCAACUACAAACACAACAUUAACAUCCAACACACAAUCACAGACUACAGUCAAUACUACACAAACAGAUCCAACUACAAACACAACAGUAAUUACAACAGCAGUGACGUCAUCAUACCUGUUGCGGUGUGUGCAGUAUAUGAGAGGUGGUGUGGCACUGUUGUUAUUCAGCAGACUUUGUUUUCUUGGAGGCUCUUCUCUCCUCAUGAUCAUCAAACCAGUUACAAAGAUGCCCACCCAGAUUGCAUCCAUCAUUGAACUAAUAUCCAAAAUUAUCACUACUGUCCUUGUACUAAUAAAAGCGGUUCAUUAUGACUGUGAGAAUGCUGGUCUGCAGUUUGUGUUUGCUGCUUUAAUAGUGACUGCAAUGGGCACAAGCCUGAUGCACACCAUCACUGUUUUCCUUCACCGCGGACCAAGCCAUGAAUUAAGAACAUGUUGGAUUGUUUCUCUCAUAAUAGUUGACCUACUGAAUACACUCAUUACAUCCAUCUCAAUAUUUUAUGGGCUAUGGUGGUUUCAAGAACGCUGGUUAAUUAUAGUAAUGGCAGUUUAUGUGAUAUUGGAGUUCAUCCUUUACCUCGGAGCAGUUAUUUCUAAACGGGUGGAAAAAUACAGGACAAGACAGAGAGGGGAACAAAAUGGCCCUGUUCCAGAAAACAGGAAAUCCUCAUGGUUCUUCAUGUUUGUCAUUUGUUUAGUGAUCUUUGUAUUGUUUACAGUUGCACUUAUUGUAGGAGUUUCUUUGCUUUGCUUUCAAACUGGGUCUUCCUGUAUAUUGUUCAGUUAGUGUAUAUAUAUUUUGCAUGCAUCUUCAUAAGGACCCAUUGCUGGGUUCGGUUCUUUUGACCCAGUGCUGGGUUGCCAAUAUAACACAAAUUGUGUUGUUUUUAACCUAGCAUUUUAGAGUGUAGUCCAGCAAGCUUUAAUGUGACGAUGUGUCUGCAGCACUUAUUCUAAUGAAAUGCAGACAUUAAUACACACCAAUGUGUGUUGAAUAAAUAAAUUCCAAUAAAAAAUAUAGCUCAAGGAUCGUAUAUUCUGUAAAUUUGCUUUGUAAGAUUGUCUUGCAGUAUGAUAUUUUUGUGAUUACAAUGAACCACCAUAAAACAAAUGACAAAGGACAUUUUGCAUUACA
Molecule: messenger RNA, 2273 nt
Organism: Danio rerio (zebrafish)
Lineage: Eukaryota; Metazoa; Chordata; Actinopteri; Cypriniformes; Danionidae
Source: RefSeq, a predicted model, not a curated record